AUGGCGUUGCUGUUCGAUCCGCAUUUUUCUCUGCUCCGAGAGGACCAGAGUGUGAAGCUGUUCAACGUGAUGCUCGUCAUCUCGCAAGCAUUCGGAGGUUUGGCUAUCCUUCUGGUGGCGAUCUGGAUGGGUGUUUAUGAAAAUGGUUUCUCAUGGAGCGAAGAUCCCGAACGUGAAUUCCAUUACCAUCCUACGUUCAUGGUUAUGGGACUGGUGUUCCUAUGUGGAGAAUCGAUGCUGGUGUAUCGUGUUUUCCGUAAUGAACGUAAAAAAUUCAGUAAAACUCUGCAUGUCUGCCUACAUUCCAUGGUACUGGUGUUCAUGAUCAUAGCUCUCAAAGCCGUAUGGGAUUCACACGAUCUUCACAAGGAUAAACUAGGGCAACUUGAUCCGUUACCGAAUAUGAUUUCACUUCAUUCAUGGAUCGGACUCAGCGUGGUGAUUUCCUUCUGCAUUCAGUAUCUCAUCGGCUUCGUGACAUUCUUCGCUCCUGGGCUCUCCAUUCCGAUGCGUCAGCUAGUAAUGCCAUUCCAUCAACUCUUCGGCAUGAUGAUCUUCGCAGCUGUAGCGAUCACACUGUCGGUAUGGGAAUCUCGGAACGUGCUCGCAUGGAAUCCACACAUGCUGGACGAAAGGACGUGA
Molecule: messenger RNA, 642 nt
Organism: Ostertagia ostertagi
Lineage: Eukaryota; Metazoa; Nematoda; Chromadorea; Rhabditida; Trichostrongylidae
Source: the annotation of a GenBank genome assembly